AGGCUGUCCCUCUGCACCGCUGACAUGCCAGUUCUGGACCAAGAGCCCUCCAAGGACUCAGGAGGCGAAGAUGGUCUUCCCAAGCUGCCACUCCCCGCCCUGAAAGACACCCUGGACGUGUACCUGAGGUGUAUGAAGCACCUGCUCACAGAGGAACAGUUCAACAAGACCCAAAAUGUAGUGAAGCAGUUUGGAGCCCCUGGAGGAGUGGGGGAGCUACUACAGAGCAAACUCAAGGAGAGGAGGGAGAACAAGGCAAACUGGGUGUACGAGUACUGGCUGAAUGACAUGUACCUGAACAACAGACUGGCUCUGCCCGUCAACUCCAGUCCUGUGAUGGUCUUCCCACAGCAGCACUUCAGGGCUCCGAUCGACUCUUUAAGGUUUGCUGCACACUUGAUUUCUGGAGUUUUGGAGUACAAGACUCUUCUUGAUUUACGCUCUCUGCCUGUGGACUACGCCCGAGGCCAGCUGGCUGGGACCCCUCUGUGUAUGGAGCAGUACUAUCGCCUCUUCACUUCCUACCGUCUACCGGGGCCUGAGAGGGACACGCUGGUGGCCCAGGAGAGCAGCGUGAUGCCAGAACCUGAACACAUCAUUGUGGCUUGUAAAAACCAGUUCUUUGUGUUGGAUGUGGUGAUCAACUUCCGCCGACUGAAUGAAAGAGACCUGCUGACUCAGCUGGACAAGAUCGCCAGGAUGGCUGACAGCAAAGAAGAGCAGCUCCCACCGAUCGGUCUCCUCACGUCAGAUGGCCGGACAGAGUGGGCCGAGUCUCGCAGUGUGCUAAUGAGAGAGUCUACUAACAGGGACUCUCUUGACAUGAUCGAGCGUUGUCUGUGUCUGGUCUGUCUGGAUGACGCCAGUGGGACCGAGCUCAGUGACACCACGCGUGCCAUGUUGAUGCUGCAUGGUGGAGGGGUGGCCAAGAAUGGGGGCAACCGCUGGUACGACAAGCCCAUGCAGUUUGUUGUAGGAGCUGACGGCUGCUGCGGAGUCGUGUGCGAACACUCACCAUUCGAGGGAAUUGUCCUUGUGCAGUGCACGGAGUAUCUACUCAAAUACAUGAUUGGCAGCCCAUCAAAGCUGGUCAGGGCAGCAAGUGUGAGCGAGCUGCCUGCACCACGCAGGCUCCGCUGGAAAUGUACUCCAGAGAUUCACAAACUCCUCGCCUCUUCUGCCGACAAACUACAAAAGCAUGUGAAAAAUCUGGACAUGAACGUGCACAAAUUCUAUGAUUACGGGAAAGAGUUCAUCAAGAAGCAGAAAAUGAGUCCAGAUGCUUACAUCCAGGUUGCUCUUCAGUUAGCCUACUACCGAUGCCACAGCAGACCGGUGUCGACAUAUGAGAGUGCUUCUAUACGACGCUUUCAGCAGGGCAGAGUAGACAACAUCCGCUCAGCCACACCAGAAGCCCUGGCUUUUGUCAAAGCAAUGACUGAUGGGAAAAUGAGCACAAGUGAUGCAGAAAAGAUGGAACUGUUACGAGGUGCCAUAACUGCUCAGACAAAGUAUACUAUUCUGGCUAUUACAGGGAUGGCUAUAGACAAUCACUUACUGGGACUACGUGAAAUUGCACAUGAACUGAAGAUGGAGAAGCCGGAAAUAUUCAAAGACGAAGCCUAUCUCAUCAGCAAUCAGUUCAUUCUCUCUACAAGUCAGGUUCCUACGACUGUUGAGAUGUUUUGCUGCUACGGACCCGUGCUUCCAAACGGAUAUGGAGCGUGCUACAACCCUCAGUCAGACCACAUUAUCUUCUCUGUGUCCAGUUUCCGCGAGAGCCCGCAAACAUGUUCGGCAGAAUUUGUCACGUGUCUGGUGCGGGGACUGCUGGACAUGAGGGAUAUGUGCAAUAAAUACAACUCCAGCUCCAGUCCGGCCCAGCAAAGACAAGGUCAGACGCUGGAGACGCACACACAAACAGACACAAACUGGCAAAGCAAAGCGCCACAGAGAUCAACUGAGCUGACCAAGAAUCAGCAAACAGUGCCACAGGUUGUGCUGAAGACACCAGACCAGACUAAAGUGGAGGCUCAAACCCAGACUUCAUCACACGGGGAGGUGCAGGCUUUGAAGAACGGAAGUAAAUCAUAGAAAACUGUCAGGGCCAGUAAAAAUAGUGGUGGUGUGAUUUUAAAAGUGUGUUUUUGUGCUGCUACAAUGUAUUCCUCGAGUCACUCACUCAAUAUACACUUUAACUGUGAUGCAAAAUGUUACGUAAAAAUGUUUUAUUGUACUUUAAAAUGUCUCAAGAGCUGAUGAUAAUCUAAUUUACUUAUUCUUAGAGAAUAUUAGAGGUGUUGGGUUAUUAUAUAGGACCCUUUCUGCUGUUGUUGCACACAAAAAAGUCAAAAUACAGCAAUUAAUUAAAAUGUCUGUCUAGAUGUCUACUGUAUGUUGGUAAAACUUAAAGCCACAUUUGAGCUUUUGAUUAUUGCUUUGCACUAAAUUGAGAUGAAUCAUCCAAAGAAAAGAGUAAAUUUAUUGUAAAAAUAGUCUGUGAGUUAUGAAAAAUGACUGAUUGUCUCAUUAUAUGUCAACUUGCAAAUCGCAUGCUUCUAUCCAAUGAUUUUGUGAAGAUUUAGGUGAAUCGGAAAACUAUAAUCUUCUAUGCAAUUUCUAUUUGUGUUGUCAACAUAAAUUGUGUCUAUAUAGUACCAACAGUACUACUGUUACUUACAUGUCUGUUUAAAAAAAAGUAUCAUUUUAUAAAACCAUUAGAGGUUUAGUUCACACUGUGCUCAACACACUAGAUACUGUUUAGCUUAUCAAAGAAUGUUAAGUGUGAUCAAAAUUGUGUAUUUGUAAAUUUAUGAGCAGAAUACAUAAUUAAGUUAUUUAUUUUUGUAUAACUUAAUGUUACAGGGUGUAAAAUGUAAAAGUAAGUAUGUAAAACUUACUAACCAGAGGUGAUCACUGUGUUUAUGACUCUCCAAGUAUUGUAUUUAUGAAGUACUAUUGAAGAUUAAAAGAAAGAAAUCAAAUUGAGGCUUUUGUUCAAUAUUAUGUUUUACAGAGAUGCAUUUAUAUACCAUGGUUGAGUAUUAAAUAAUCUACAGGGGACUGAGGCAACUGAAGAUGCCAGUAACUGCUCUGAAUUUAUGGACCAGUUGCAUAUUGGAAAUAUAUUGCAUAUUCCAGUUGUAUUAGAUAAAAAGCUAAUUUUAACAACCGUUGACUUAUGACAAACACCGAGAAG
Centropristis striata (black sea bass) is the source of this 3199-nucleotide messenger RNA. RefSeq names its product choline O-acetyltransferase a (gene chata). Gene Ontology annotation, cellular component: neuron projection; cytoplasm. The transcript is spliced from 14 exons. Bases 25 to 2094 code for a protein of 689 amino acids. Gene Ontology annotation, molecular function: choline O-acetyltransferase activity. The record is from RefSeq and is a predicted model, not a curated record. Gene Ontology annotation, biological process: neuromuscular synaptic transmission; acetylcholine biosynthetic process. Lineage: Eukaryota; Metazoa; Chordata; Actinopteri; Perciformes; Serranidae.